CAGACGUAAAGUAGUAGCGGUGAGAUUGUUGUCGUAUUCGAAAGAGACAGGCCUAUUGUAUGUGUACCCAAUUACUGUCAAUUAGUUUUCGUCAUUUGCAGCUUAGUUCUAGUAACAAUUGAAUGUCAUAUCGCAGAAUAUGAUACAAGAAUGAGUACCGAUCCAACCACGUACAGUUUUCAGAUAGCACAUAGGUCUGAACCUUUUAUGUUUAUCUAAACUAUUUUGUUUGUAUAGCGCUCGGAUUAGCAGCAAAGACUUCAUACAUUCCAGUCUUGGCGAAAAGCUGACUUUUAGCCCAUCGUAUGUUGUAUGCCCGCUUAUGAUUUAUACACUGAAAUAUAGGUUACAUGCUGAGUAUUGAUAGUUAUACUUGUGCAGCAAUAACAAUCAAAAUAAAUACUGUUAUAAACGAAUAAAAGAUGGCGGGAGAUGGUGCAGGCGACGUCGAAUGGCCAGGUGGAGAUUUGAGGGGAAUCGUUAAUAGGAUUGAGCAUGCCCAUAUUGAUCGGGCACAGUUUUUCUCUCCAGAUGGUCGACUUACUAAAGAGAACGUUGCAAUCUUCGAGAGAAAGUUCAUCGAUGGUGUGAACAAGAGAUCCCGCCGUCUUUCAGAAUCGACAAUUUUGAGACCUUUCAGAAACGACUUGAAUGAUCCAGAAGUAGAAGUUGUUCCAAAACUAUCAAAAACAAAUUUUUUUCGUGGCGGUUGUGCAUUAAAUGAAGUCGAGUAUUCAGCUACAAAUAACAGAGAUAGACUUCCGGAAAAAGAAAAGAAAAAAGAAGUCGAGGUUCAACUUAAAUCCAUACAUUCUCAUGGAAGAUUUAUUGUUCUGAUAGGUGGAGCAGGGAGCGGAAAAACGACCCUCCUCAAACGGUAUUGUCUUUUGGUGUUAGAUGGCAAAAUCGAAAACAUGAAUGGAAUUGAAAUGAUUCAUUACAUAAACAUCAAAGAUUGGUCUUUAAAAUAUGGAGAAUAUACUCCACGAGAAAUAUUGUUUUCUGUAUUCAACGUGGCGGAAAGUGACGUUGCGGAGGAAUGUGGAUUUAACUGGCUUAAGAAGCCUGAAAAUCAGAAAAAAUUUCUGCUUUUGUUGGAUGGAUUGGAUACAGCUCCAUGGGUUUUGAGUGGCGACAAUUUUCAUGAUCCGAUUUCUUGGGAUCAAAAAGCGACUGUACCUGUCAUCAUCUACAACAUUCUUUAUCGAAAUAUAUUUCCAGGAUGCAAAAUACUGUUAACAUCGAGAGAAUACGCCAUAAACAAAUUUUCACACUACAUAAAGCCAGAUGCGACAAUCGCCCUCGGAGGACUUUCACAAAAUUCCAUCGUGACCUUAGUAAAAGAAAUCAGUGGAGACACUGGAGACAUCACUUUGGAAUCUAUGUUAAAAAAAUCACUCGAGCUUAUGCAUCUUUGCUCUACUCCAUUAUUUCUAAUAUUUGUGAUUGUCGUGUACUUGAAUGGUGAAGAUAUACCUGAAAAUCUUUCAGGGCUCAUACUCACUAUACUAAAGAAUCAUACGCGAUCUAAACAUCUUAAGAGCAAAAAAGACGUUGAUCAAAUAAUGAAAAAUCUGAUGAAACUUUCACUUGAUGGCUUGAAAAGGGGAAAAUAUGUUUUCACCAGGGAUGAUAUUCAAAGGAAUAAGAUAGAUGUUGAUGUAAUCAAGGAUUUCGUAAUCAGUGUCCCGACUCCAGCCAAAAAUGUGGUUUGUGAUCAGAAUUUGCUGGAAAAAGACUACUCAUUUUUUUUCGUUCAUCAAACUAUUCAAGAACUUCUUGCGGCAUGUGAACUGGCUAAUCUUCCUAUAUUACAGUACAAAGAACUAAUUGAUAAACAGAUCAGUACUCAGCUUCAUGUUGUUGUUCGACAAAUGUUAUGUGGUUUAAUAUUUAACAAAAGUACGGCUAAAAUGAAUUUAAUCGAAGAUGAACCACGUGAUAUCACACAAAAGCAAGAGUAUUUGCUCGAGUCUCUACGUAAGGAUUUAAAUGGUGAAAAUAUUCCACCAAUGCAAAUGCUCAAUUUGUUGAUCUCGAUUUGUGAGUGUGGAACGAACGAAGGAAUUGUAGAAUGGGCGAAGACAAAUAUAAAAAAGAUCAGCUUGUCUGGAAUUCCUCUCACAACAAGUGAUCUUCAUGCAGUAGGAAGUGUUACCUCUCAUUGUGAUCGACUCCGCAUAUUGGCGCUAGAUAAUUGCCAAUUGAAUGCCUAUAGUCUUAAGGUUUUAUCAGAUGGUCUAGGAGAAUCGCCUGUGCAGAUUGAGGAAUUUGACGUGUGCUUCAAUCGACGUCUUGUUAAAAACAGCAUGUAUUACUUGCACAAAAUUUACACCCGUGUUCAAAAAUUUCAUUGUUGGCAGUGUGGUUUUAGAAAAUCUGAUAUACAGGAUUUUAAACAAAACCCGCAGGUAACUGGUUUAGAAGUCUCAAUUCAAAAUGUUGAAGAAGAACAGGAAAUUGAAAUCAUGUUUAAUGAUCAAAAUAUACUGGAUUUCAGCAGAUAUAACACAGAAAAUCACAUUCAAACAUUGGAAGAAUUGGUUAUCAACGCAAACUCAAUGGACAUUUUCAAUGUGAGUUUAACAGAGUAUGAGAGAACAUCAGAUUUGAGAAAUCUUUGCGACUUAUUAAAAAAAUGUGAAAAAAUAGGAGAAUUCAAAAUAUCUGAAUGCGAGUUGACUGAGCAGCAAUUGGACAAAAUCAUGCAAGCUAUUCCAGAUCAAGAGAUACAAAUGGUUAACGUGUUCCUAACACCAGAUAUACAACCAAAAGGAUGGAUGAAAAUUGGCCAAAUUACUAGAAAGUUCAAAGCAGCGAAUCUUGCCGUAACAUCCUGCUCAUUGACGGAAGACAAAUUAUCACAACUUAGAGUAUCUCUUGAUCGCUCAAUGAUUUUUAGUUUUGAUUUGAGUCGAAACAGCAAUUUGACCGAAAGUUGUAUGAAACAAGUUGGCUGGAUUAUUCAGAACUGUGAAAUCAAGGAGCUAAUCAUGAAAUACUGCAAUCUGACCAAUGGAAUGUUGAAAAGCUUAAGGUUUUCUUUACGCGUAAGAAACGAGGCAGCAGAAUUAGAUAAGAUCAACAUAAGUGGAAACGAUAAAUUGGGAGAUGAUGGUUUCGUCGAGCUUGCACAAAUUAGUGACGUGUGCAAAACCGAACAACUCGAUAUCAGUGACUGUAAUAUAUCAUCACAGCAAAUUAGAAGUUUUGAAGAUGCAACACACACGACUGUGCUAAAUAUUCUAAACGUAAGUCAUAAUCGGAAUAUGGGAAAAUGGGGACUUCGUGACUUACGCAAACUCGUCGAAAAAUGCCAAUUGAAAGCACUGUUUAUUCGUCAAUGUGGAUUAGAUGAGGAAACGUUCGCAAAUUUUGCGAACAACUUGGAAAACUCACAGGGAGAAUCGAUAGUCAAAAUACAUGAUUGAUAUCAUGAAGAGUCCAUAUGUACAGUAAAGAAGAGCCGAUUGAGUAUUAGGACGUUCACGAUCGUUAGAGAAGCGACUAUAGAUUAGCUCUCUCGACUUCGGGACAGUAUCCUAAUCACAAUUCAUUGCCAGUUUCUAUUUUCUGUUACUAUUACGUUGUUCACUGCAUUGUCAUUUACUUUAUGUGAAAAAGAAUGUACGAUUUUCACUGACCUUUGGUUCCAAGCCUCACACAGGAAAGAGAGUAUCUUUUACAAUAACCAUUAUUAAUGAGCCUAAUGAAAUAUGUGUAAAUAGUAUUUUAACAUUUGAAAAUAUUCCUGAUUUAGUGAGUAAUUCAAAUUCCAAAUGUAUUCAAACCUGUUCAAACCUCGGCAUCAUAUCUUUCCGCCCAAAAGGUGCGAGAUUUUAUUGUUUGUGUUUGAAAAGGUUUCUACACUCUGUAUCAUACAAUUUAAGUUGUCGAUGGGUACGAAAUUUUCUAUUUUUGCGUAAUUUAUUGCUGGAAAAAGCCUAUUUUUCAUAUAUAUCAACAAAGGUAAAAAUUCGAAAAAAAAAAUCGUAUCAAUAGAAAACUUUGUACCCAUAAAUUCACAUUGUAUUGUGUAGUGGAGUAAAAUCUCGCUCAUCUUUAGCCGAAGAAGACAUGCUACACAAGUUUCAAAAGUGUAUAUUUUAUUGAUUUUUCACCUAUGCCGAUGUAUACGAAAUAGGCUUUUUCAGCAAUGGAUUGCGCAAAAAUAGAAAAUUUGUACAAAUCGUAUGGUAAAGAGAUGUGGAACCUUAUUAAAAUGAAACAAUAAAAUAUCGCCCCUCUCGGGUGAAGACAUGCUGCUAAUGUUUGAAAAGUGUAAAUUUUUCGAUUUUUCAUGAGAUCCGCGUACAUUGCCCCGAAUUGGUAAACAUUAUAUAGUGGGGUUUAGGAAAUACUGGGUGUCUCAAAGGUAAUUAUGCGCUUUCAAUUUUGAUUUGCUUUUCAUGUACUCAUCAUAGAGC
Messenger RNA from Styela clava, 4427 nucleotides. NCBI's taxonomy places the organism in Eukaryota, Metazoa, Chordata, Ascidiacea, Stolidobranchia, Styelidae. The record is from RefSeq and is a predicted model, not a curated record.